Molecule: messenger RNA, 2306 nt
Organism: Linepithema humile (Argentine ant)
Lineage: Eukaryota; Metazoa; Arthropoda; Insecta; Hymenoptera; Formicidae
Gene: Ndc80
Product: kinetochore protein NDC80 homolog
Biological process (GO): attachment of mitotic spindle microtubules to kinetochore
Cellular component (GO): Ndc80 complex
Source: RefSeq, a predicted model, not a curated record
AUUCUGUGUGCAAGAACCAUAAGGUUCGCGCCAGUGAGCCAUAUGAUAUACUGGAUUCGUACUACUGCGCAUUUGCGAUCUUCCCCCUCCCUCAAGAUCACUAGAAGUAACCGACAAUUCAAAUUUGACCGGUUGUUGUCAGCGGCUUUUUUAUCAGAGUUAGUAGUUAUGUAGUAUUUGUAGUUUUGUAAUUGUGCAACUGAUUAUCAGAUUCGAGAAAACAUGCAUCAGAGUUCAGCAGGACGUAAAUCAUCCAUUAAUCCUGUAAGAAUAUCUAUACUCGAACGGGAGGACAAAAGUUUGACUCGAAAUGAUCAGCGAAGGACGCAAGUAAUAAAACCGAAGAUUUUGGUUAACGAUGCUUCUCACAUUCCCAGACUUCGUUUUAGAAGCUCUUCCAGCGAUCAAGCUAUAUCACUUGGCAGAAAAUCACACCUAAAAAUGACAGGUAAAACUUCAAUACAUCCAACUCCAGCAACUCCAGUUACACCUGUCAGAGCUAAUACUAUGCUUAAUUUACCAAGUUCAAGCAAACUUCAUGCAUCAGGUCGUCGAUCACCAUCUGCUGAUCGUGGUAGCACUGUAGGUGCUAAAAGUCACAGGAAAGACACAAGACCCCUAACGGAUAAGACUUACCAAAUGACCUUGUUGAACAAAAUAGAAAAUUAUUUACAUUUGAAUCAAGCGGCAUCAAUGCUCAAUAAUAAUGGUAGUUUGAAACCUAUUACAUUAAAAAUGUUUGUAGAAGCUUCUAAUUUUUUGUUAAAAUUUUGUGAUGUCAAACAAGAUCUUACAAUGACAAAUUAUGUAGAGGAAUUACCAAAAUGUGCUAAGAAACUUCAUUAUCCUGGUGUGAUGACUAAAUCGUGGCUAAAAACUGCUAAUGCGAUGCAUUCGUGGCCUUAUGUUCUUGGUUGGAUCGGCUGGAUGGUAGAAGCAUGUCAGGUGAAACAACUGGCAUGUGAUAAAUAUCAGUUGGAAACUAUACCAUUCAUAGGAACUGAACAAGAGGCCCAAAAUAGCAAAAUGGAAUUUUUGGUACUUUUGGAAUGCUAUAAAGCUUGGAAUGAGGAAAAACAUGAAGAGGAAGCAGAAUUAUUUGAGAGAUACCUGCAGAAUAUUUUAAUUGAACAGGGCAUUACCAAAGAGCAUAAAGCUCAGGCGAGUGAAGAACUGGAAGAAGAAACUUUGAAGUCAGAAGCAAUGGAUGAAGAAUUGAAAAAACUUGAUGAAGAAAUUGACAAAUUAAGAGCAGAAUUAUCAUCUUGGCAAGCCAAAGAAGUUAAACUGUCGAAUGAUGUUAAAACUAAGGAAGAUUAUAUAGAAAAGACUUCUACUGAGGCAAAUCAGUUAAAUAAAGAAUGCAACACUUUAAAUGAACAAAUUCGAUUAAAAAAUAUACGAUGCGAGGAAUUAAUCUCAACUCUAAAAAAUCAGCCAAUGUCUAAAGCUGAGAAAGAAAAUAUUAUUAAAAAAUGCACAGAAAUCCAAAAUUUUAUACAUAUUUUUGAAGAACAUUUAAAAGACUAUCAAAAAGAAAUGUACACUUUAGAUAUCAAAUUAGCAUCCAUUAUUAAUAAUAUCAAUAAAGCGGUAUUAGUGUAUAAUAAAGAGCUUUUCAUGUGCAUUGAUAACACAAUUGCGCAUUCUGAUGUGAGUUUUGAUAAGUUAAAGCUCCCAGAGAAGGGUUUAUUGGAUCCUGUAAUAAUAAACAUACUCGAAGAAAAGGCCGAUUUAACGAAAUUUUACAAAGAAUUAUUAAUAAAGCAAUGGAAUGAAACAGAAUCUGUUAUUCGUUCAAACACUAUAAAAUUGGAGAAGCUUCAAGAAGAUAUUAACAAUUUACCAGACGAAAAGAAAUUACAAGAGGAAAAAUCUGUUAUCAAUAAAAUGAAGGCAGAUGCUAAACAAGACAAAGAAAAAUUGAUAAAAGAGAUAGAAAUCUUUAAAAAUGAGAUUAAAGAAAUAGAAGAUAUGAUAUCAGAUUUACGAGCAGUAGAUAAAGAAAUAGAAGAAGGCAAGGAGAAAUUAGAAGCAGCUGCUAAAAGAAAGACAUUUUUAGAAGAAAAUGCCAAACGGUUUUUUGAAAAAAAAUUAUAUCAAAUGUUAGACGACCAUAGAAACGAACUUUAUAAGCUCUUGAAAAAAAAUCAGAAAUAGAUAUUCUAUAGAUUCUAUAAUAAAUAAUAAAUACAUAUAAUAAAUACAAGGUACUGUACAAUUUUUUUUAUGAUUAUGCGUUCAUUAGUGCACUUUUAAGUUCAUGGUUUAAGUAAAAAGUUGUCGUAAAAAUGGUUAAAAAAUAU